AGUUCGUUACAGAAUGUCAUGUAUUGCCAGUGCCACCCCAGGCUUUUACCAAUCACCAAAACUUCAUUAUAAAACCUGUUCGAGAAACUGCUUCGACGCACAGCAGACGAAGGUGUUAUACAACCAGGAUUUACCCAAAAAAUUAUUAUUAUAAACAUUGCCCAGUGAUCGCGGCUUGUAUUCGUAUUUCAGUUCUUUCUCAAUCUCUCUGGAUUAUUCAACACAUUGUUUGGUGCUAUAACCUCAGUGUUUUUAAAGGUAUCUUAUAAGAAUGGGUCUCUUAUCUGAAGGAAGUCCACUGAGUUGGCCUGAAACCAAAGAGCUAGCAGAUCAUGUUCGAAAACAUGGAAUUACUCAAUUUAUAAAUCUGUACAAUUUACUAAAGGAUAGACAAGGGGAUGUGCUGAAAUGGGGUGAUGAGAUUGAAUACAUGCUUGUAAAGUUUAAUCAUGAAACCAAAAAAGCUCAACUCAGUCUUCGUGGACAAGAUCUCCUGCCCGUUCUUCAAAUAACUGAAAAAGAAACCCCAGAGAAGGCUACCUCCUUGUGGAGGCCUGAGUUUGCUAGUUACAUGAUUGAAGGUACACCUGGCAAACCCUAUGGAGGACUAUUAGCUCAUUUCAACAUUGUUGAGGCUAAUAUGAAAAAUCGACGCCAAGAGGUCUGUGCUCUGCUAGAAAAAGAUGAACAAAUCCUUUCCAUUACCGCAUUCCCUCGCUUGGGUUGCGAAGGAUUUUGCGUUCCCGAAGCCAAGCCUGACCCUGUGAACAGCGCUUCUCGUUCUUUAUUUUUCCCGGAUGAGGCUAUUUAUUUGGCCCAUCCACGAUUUCGUACACUAACUCGCAACAUCCGUGAACGAAGAGGCGAAAAAGUUGCUAUCAAUGUUCCAAUUUUCAAGGACAUCAACACUCCCAGUCCUUUUAUGGAAGAUUUAACUGUAUUGGGAGACGACGGUGAGAAGGGUAGAUCUGCUUUGCCAGACCAUAUAUACAUGGAUGCAAUGGGUUUUGGAAUGGGCCAGUGUUGUCUGCAGUUGACUUUUCAAGCUUGCAAUAUCAAAGAAGCUCGUACACUUUACGAUCAACUGACACCAAUGUGUCCAAUUAUGUUGGCUCUUACUGCCGCUUCGCCACUUCAGCGUGGCUAUAUCGCCGACACAGAUUGUCGCUGGAAUAUUAUUUCCAGUUCGGUGGACUGCCGCACGAGAGAGGAAAGGGGUCUAGAGCCGCUAAAGACAAACAGAUACCGUAUCUACAAAUCACGAUAUGAUUCAAUCGAUUCGUAUUUGUCUCCUGAAGGAGAAAGAUACAACGACAUACCCCUGGUCAUAGAUCAAGAGGCUUACAAGAGAAUGCGUGACGCUGGUAUCGAUCAUUUACUUGCUCAACACGUUGCCCAUCUCUUCAUUCGUGAUCCCGUUUCCCUCUUCAGUGAAAAAGUGAACCAAAAUGAUGAGGAAGAUUCGGAUCACUUUGAGAAUCUUCAAUCAACCAAUUGGCAAACCAUGCGGUUCAAGCCCCCACCGCCAAAGAGCACCAUUGGUUGGCGCGUUGAAUUCCGACCCUGUGAAGCACAAAUAACCGACUUUGAGAAUGCUGCCUAUGUUUGCUUCAUUGUCCUGUUAACUCGCGUCAUUGUAACCUACGGGCUAAACUUCCUCAUUCCAAUUAGUAAAGUUGACGAAAACAUGAAAAGAGCCCAGAAGCGCGAUGCCAUUCUCAAUCAAAAAUUCUGGUUCCGCAAGGAUCUAGUGUCGCAGAGCUCGCCUACCGAUGCCGAAUCAACAGCCCGUCAAGAACAAAUUUGCGUAGAGAUGACAAUUGGUGAAAUAAUCAAUGGAAAGGGCGAAGAGUUCCAAGGCCUAUUACCCCUCAUUAGCAGCUAUCUCUCGACUGUUGAAGUAGAUGCCGAUACCCAUUGCACAAUACAUCAAUACUUGCGGCUCAUCCAAAAACGAGCAAGUGGUGAUUUGAUGACGACAGCUCAUUGGAUUCGUGAAUUCGUCACCAAGCACCCAGACUACAAGGGUGACUCCGUAGUAAGUGAAGGGAUCAACUAUGAUUUGCUGACUACAAUGAAUAGUAUUCAAAAUGGGACUAUCGAGUGUCCGUCGUUGUUGGACCAUCCCCGCACCAAGACCCAAUCUUCAAUUCCGGAAACCAUUAGGAUGGCGGAAAACUGCCCGUCAACUUGUUAAAAUCAAGACUAUUCAUUUUGAGCCUUGAUUCUUGCCUAACUCAGCCAUAGAGUCUCAAAAUUGCUAUUUAGAAGGAUCAAAACUAGCAUCAUUUAAACCGAUCGCCAAGGAAUUUAUUGUUUUUGUUUGUUUAUGUGUAAGGGAAACAUUCAUUAGGUUUUAGGACCUUAGAUCUAUACAGAAAAUCACUUUACGUCCGUUGCAAAGCAAAAAUUACUGUUAUUUUUUUCUGGGAUUAGGAAGAAACUGCUGUCAACAAUUUUUAAUGAAGAAUACAUUGAAAUUAUCAGCUGA
This is a messenger RNA of Daphnia pulicaria, 2491 nucleotides long. RefSeq names its product glutamate--cysteine ligase catalytic subunit-like (gene Gclc). The transcript is spliced from 10 exons. Gene Ontology annotation, cellular component: glutamate-cysteine ligase complex. Bases 272 to 2197 code for a protein of 641 amino acids. Gene Ontology annotation, biological process: glutathione biosynthetic process. Gene Ontology annotation, molecular function: glutamate-cysteine ligase activity. NCBI's taxonomy places the organism in Eukaryota, Metazoa, Arthropoda, Branchiopoda, Diplostraca, Daphniidae. The record is from RefSeq and is a predicted model, not a curated record.